Messenger RNA from Tetrahymena thermophila SB210, 5115 nucleotides. Its product is annotated as REJ domain protein. The transcript has 6 exons. The record is from RefSeq and is a predicted model, not a curated record. NCBI's taxonomy places the organism in Eukaryota, Ciliophora, Oligohymenophorea, Hymenostomatida, Tetrahymenidae.
AUGGGAGAUAUUGAGAUCAUAGUUUAUUAUUAAUGUCCAAUAGGUUGCUCGUCAUGUGAUAAUUCUGGUAAUUGUUCUGCUUGCAUUUAAAAUUAUAAUUUGGAUUAGAAACAAAAAUAAUGUUUAUUGACUUGUAAUUCCAAUUAAUUUAUUUAAGUCGAUUAAAAUUCUACUUUGUAGGUCUGUUAGUCAUGCGAUCCUUCUUGUAGUACUUGUAGUGGUACUUCUACAAGUUGUACUUCCUGCUCAAAUAAUUACUAUACAUUAAAAAAUUUGCCUUCAGACACUAAUUUUUUAUGUUACUCUAUAUGCCCAGAUGGCUACUAUUAAUUUUCAUAAGAUUGUCUGAAAUGUGAUGUUUCUUGCAGUACUUGUACAGGCAAUUCUUUGAGUUGUACUGCAUGUUCAAAUAGUUAUUACCCCUAUAAAGCUACUCUUUCAGCAACUAACUUUUAAUGCUACUAAAUAUGCCCUAAUGGAUCUUACUUUCUACAAAACUAAUGUUUAUAAUGUGAUGCUUCUUGUAGUAUUUGUAUUGGCUCUUCUACAAACUGUACUACUUGUUCAAACACUUACUAUCCACUUAAAGAUUCACCCACUGCAACAAAUUUUUAAUGUUACUAAACAUGUCCAAAUGGUUAUUAUCUAUAAUUUUAAUAAUGCUUAAAAUGUGAUGCAUCUUGCAACACUUGCAGUGACAGCUCUUUAAGUUGUACAAAAUGCGCAAAUAAUUAUUAUCCACUUAAAACUACACCUUCAGCAACUAACUUUUAAUGUUAUUAAACAUGUCCCGAUGGUUAUUUCCUACUAUAAUAAUAAUGUUAAAAAUGUGAUGUCUCCUGUUAAACUUGUAAUGGGACUUCUAUAAGCUGUACAAAUUGCUCAAAUACUUAUUAUCCACUUAAAACUUCAGAUUCAGCUACGAAUUUUCAUUGCUAUUAGAUAACUCCAGAUGGAUAUUAUUUGGAUAGCAAUUAGUAAUAUAAAAAAUGUGACAUUUCAUGUAGUUCCUGCAGUGGUACUUCUACUAGUUGUACUGCUUGCAAGAAUACUUUUUAUCCACUUAAAAUUUAACCUUCUGAUACAAAUUAUAAAUGCUACUAAACUUGCCCAGAUGGUUACUUCUUACAGUAGUAAUAGUAAGAGUGCUAAUAAUGUGAUGUUUCAUGCAGUAAAUGUAUUGGUAAUUCAAAUAACUGUACUGCUUGUUAAAGCAGCUAUUACUAAUUUUUAACUACUAAUUCAGCAACAGAAUUUUAAUGUUAUCAAAUAUGUCCAAAUAAUUACUAGUUAAAAUAGAAUAUGUGUUAACAAUGCACAUUAUAUUCUUCUGAAGGGUGUCAUAGUUGUGGCACUACUUGUAAAUUAUGCUAAGCAAACCAAAUAAGUAAUUGCGUAAAUUGCUAUGAAACAAUGCAAAUUAGUGGAAGCUAAUGCAUUUGUAGAAAUCCAUAAGACUAAAGGAAUAUCUUCUAUCAGUGUAGUUAUGAUAAUUAUGCUGUUGUUUAAGCAAUCUUUGAUAGCAUAUCUCCAAUUUUAACACUUGAAUUUGGGUCUAAUUUAGUAAAUAUAAAUAAUCUUACAUGUGACCAAAUAUUUGAUUCUGCUACAUAUCUGUUGCUGGGUUCUAAUUCUAGCUGUGAAAUAAGUUAAACCAAAAUAGUUGUUUCCUUGAGUAAUGAUGCAAUCAUUAUGGCUAACUACACAUUAGGAUUUAAAAGUAAUUUUCUGUAAUUCUAAGGAUACACAAAAUAUAUAGAUACUUUCUAUUUGGUAUCAGUAGUAUAAAAUUUAACAACGCAACCAUCUGUAUAAGUUCAAUUUAAUGAUAUAGAAAAUUCAUGUAAUGACAUUUCUUUUGGAGUUAAAUCUGUUUUAAAUGAUGCCAAAAGAAGUUUCUUUUAUUUGUAAUGGAGCUUUGAUCCACUUUAAGGUUUGAGUGACUCUACUCUUUAAGCUAUAAAUACCAUAUUUUAGAAAACUAACUAACUAUAAAGUUAAAGUUUAGUGAUAAACAAAUAUGUAUUACCUCCUGAUAUUUCUAUUACUGUUCACCUAUUCUACAUACUAAAAGUGAACUAAAAUAGUACUCUUACAUUUAAAACAUUGAACUAAAAGACUAAACAACUUAUUGUCUAAAGCCUUUAGAGCAACUAUCCACCUAUAUAUAGAUAUAUGAAUUUGAAAAUUUUCUUUUCGUUUUUUAUACAAAUUUGUGACUAAUCAGGAACUCAAAUUACUUAAGAACCUUUAGAUAUCUAAAUUGUUUCUUAAGUAUUACCUUAACUCAACUAAAUCCAAAAUGAAUUUAAUGGAGAAUAAAUUGAAGUAGACAUCUAACCUUACUCUAUCCCUUAAAACACUGCAUUAGAUUUAUAAGUAAAUAUUGUAUUACACAGUAAUAAUGCUCUCAGUUCCUCAUAAAAAUAUUUAAUUACUCCUGAAUAAACUAAACUCUUUAUUUAGAUUUCUGGGGGUUCAGAUGAUAGACUAGUAGAUUAUAAGUCUAAUAUAACUUUAAUAGGUUAAGCUAGAGAUUACGAAAUUUAAGAUCCUAAUUCUCCUUAAGGAAUAUAAUUAAGUUGGACUUGCUAAAAUUAAGCUUCAAAUAACGGCGAUAACAAAUGCUAUGACUAUUUAAAAAAACCUUUUACUCCACAAUUAGAUACUCUUAAUCUUAUAAUUAAAGAAAGAACCUUUAAUCCUUAUUAACUCUUGAAAUUCUCUUUUAUGGGGCAAAAAGAUUAAAGAUAAGCUAAUCAAUCAAUAAUGCUAAUGAUUGCAGAGCUAGACAUUCCUCCUCUAAUAACUGUAUUUGAUGAUCCAUUAUAACUAUAAUAAGUAAAUAUUAAUGAUAAUAUUUCAGUUUAGCUUAUAUAUAACACAAAUAUAUCAACAAACCUUCUCACAUAUGCAGGCACUGUACUUUAUAAUAAUGUUGUUGUAGGAUUAAUUAAAUUUGAUUAUCUCAAAGUAAAAUUAAGAUUAUGGGAUUACUUUUCUGAUUAUCAAAUAGAUAAUCCAAUUAUCUAAGUAAGAUUUUCAGUUUAUAGCCCAUAAAAUAUUAUGCCAAGUUUAGCAAUAAUAAACUUUAACAUAAAUAUACCUCCUUAAAAUUGUAUUUUUAGUGUCACUCCUUAAACCGGAUUAGCCUUAUAAACUUUAUUCACAAUUUAAUUUACUGGAUGCACUACUUAAAAUAAUCCUUUAUUAUACUAAUUCUUUUACUAUAACUAAUUAAGUGAUUAUUAAAAUGAAAUUGAAGUACCUUAAAACAUUUUAAGAAGAUAAAUUUAAGACUCUAGUACCACUUAAUCAAUAGCAACAAUAUUGCCAUCAGGAAAGCUAUUAAUGAUUGGAUAAGCUAUGGAUUCAAAUUUAGCAAUAUUUAACUCUACUAUUCAACUGAAUAUCGAUUCUUACUAGUAAGAUGAGUAAACACUGAUAAAUUUAAUAAAUAAAGCAAUUGUAACCAGCUCUUUGAAAACAACAAGAAAUGCUAUUAUAAAUUUAUGUAUAAUUGGAGAAGAGAUAUCUAAAAAUAAUACCCUUUAUAAUCUUUCAUCUAUCAAUCAAUCAAAGAUUGCAUUGAUAUAGGAGAUAAUCAAUAUUGCAAAUAAGCUUCCAAAUACAUCUUUUUUAUCUACUUAUUCAAAUAAAGUGAUUGCAAUGAUACAGUCUUCUAUAGCGACUUAAUAGUAAUAACAAAGCUCUAGUAUUCUCAAUUAAAUUAAUUUAGUACUUAAUAAAUAGUCUUAAUUUACAAUUAAUACUAAUAAUAAACUACUAAAUAAUAACGACAUUGCCUAAUAAAAUUUAGUAGACUCUUUUAAAAUGCUAAAUUCAACAACAUUAAAUAUUGAUGUGAAUAAUUAGCCUUAAGAUUUACUGAAUACUUAAAUGAAUAUAUCAGAUCAAAUUGGAAAUUUGAUAAACAAUAUAACUCUCCCAAAUCAAGGCUAAUUUUAACUAAAUGGUAAUUUAAUUUCAUUAAGUUGUGAGCAAGUUACAUAAAAGAAUCUUUAGAAGUACUACUAUGGGUAAUCUUAAACUGCAUCAAAUGACUCUAGCAUUUACAGUGUUGUGAUCACUAACUAUACACAAAAUCCUUUUUAUAAGACAGAUGAAUUUUAAAAUUACGUCAAAGCCUUGUAAGUGAAUGCAACAUCUAAUUUCUAAAUAUCUAAUAAUACAGUUAUAAAACCUGUAAUACAAAGUAGCUCCAACAACUCAAAUUCAAGCUAAGAUAAAUACAUACAAAUGUCUUUCUCAAAUAUAAAGCCAUCUAAAUACAAUCUUACAUGCAUUUAGUAAUAAAAAUAAAUUUGGUCAUCAAGCAGUUGCACAACACUUAAAUAUUCGUAGAAUGGAAAAUAUGAUUGCAUAUGUAAAGAUCAAAAACCAACAACGAUUGCUGAAGACCUAACAAGUGUUUUAGACAAUAAAAAUUUGUAAACAGCAUUCAAUUCUGAUGGACUCUAGAAUAUACUUCAUUUUGAUACCUUCUAUGAGUAUGUUAUUUUUUGGAUUUUAAGUUUUGCAACUCUACUAUAGCUUGGUCUAUGCUACUUUGGUAAAACUAUGGAUAGCAAAAUUCCAGGUAAUAGUUAUUAAACAUUAGCGUCUGUAGUUUAGACUCCUCAAUUAAAUAAUGUUAAUUCCUAAUAACCAUAGGCAUAAUAACUUUAAAAUGAAGGAGAUUUAUAGAAUAAUUAAAUUUUAACCAACAAUGGAAUAUUUUAAUCUAAUCUAAAAAUUACUGAUAGCUCUAAGUUAAAAGAAUAAUAAGAAAAACAUGACAACAAAAGCUAAACUCUAUCUAUUCAUAAAAUAUCUUAAACAAGCCUAAAAAAUGUAGAUGAUCACAGAAUGGUUGAGGAUAUCAAAACUAAGAAUUCAUCCUAAAAAUAUGAUUAAAAUCAUGAGAUAAAGAUUUAAAGCAAUCAAAAUAAAUAAUAGGAAGUAGAUAAUUUAAAACUUAAAGACUAUGAGGAAUAAAAUGAUAAUAAGAAAUAUUAAUUUUAAUCAGACAAAAAAAUAACUUUCUAGACCUUUGAGGUUUAGUAUUUUUUAUCUAAGAAUAAUUCACUCGUUAAGUAUUUCAACAAUUUUUGA